AUGGAUUUAAGGACAACGGAGAUCGAAUCGAAAAUGGUCGCAGUCCGGUUUGACACGGCGGAGAUGUCGGAAGAACCCGAGAAGCAGCGACAACCAUCAAGAACCCACGUUCGCGACGGCAAAUCCAUGAACAAAACGCUGGCGGACGUGAAAGAGUACCCACACGCCUACGUCUUCAUAGUGGACAUGCCGGGGCUCACGUCGGAUCAGAUACAGAUAGGGAUUGAAGGAGAGAAGGCGAUGGUGGUGAGCGGAGAGAGGAAGCUGGACAAGGAAGACAGGGAGCUUGUGAGGGUUCUGAGAAUGGAGAGGAAGCGUGGGAAGUUGAUGAAGAAGUUUGAGUUGGCGAAGAAUGCUAAUAUUGAUGCUAUAACGGCGGCGUACCAGGAUGGUGUGCUGAGUGUGACUGUUGGGAAGAAACCUUUGCUGAAGCCUAAGAAGAUUAGGAAUAUUCCGGUUAGGGUUGGUUGA
Vitis vinifera (wine grape) is the source of this 471-nucleotide messenger RNA. Its product is annotated as 17.1 kDa class II heat shock protein. Gene Ontology annotation, biological process: response to heat; response to hydrogen peroxide; response to salt stress. The record is from RefSeq and is a predicted model, not a curated record. The transcript has a single exon. Bases 1 to 471 code for a protein of 156 amino acids. Lineage: Eukaryota; Viridiplantae; Streptophyta; Magnoliopsida; Vitales; Vitaceae.